CGACACACCUGCAUGACAAAACAAAUGGACUCUUUUCAAAAUGUCAAGCGUGCGUUCAGGUUCUGCAGCAUUUUAGGCAAUCUGUUUGUUGGACAACAUCCCCAGACUAGUUGUUCUUCUUUCUAGCUUUCCACGGUGAUAAGACGCAAGCUCAACCAGCAUGUCAGGAAAACCGGCUUUGACCACCUGGAACACUGGGAUUUUUGACUGUUGUCAAGAUUCAUGCUCUUGCUGCUAUGGUUUCUUUUGCUGCCCUUGUCUGGCCUGCUCGGUUGCAGGAAAAUUCGGACAGAACCGAUGUCUCCCAUUGUGCGACAUACUCAGCCCUGCUGCCUUGACCGCUUGUGGGAUCCCUCUGUUUGCGCCCCCUGCAGCGUUGGGUCUUCGAGUUGGUAUUCGCAACAGAUUUGGUGUCAAGGGCUCCAUCUGUAAGGACAUCAUGACGUCAUGUUUCUGCAUGUGGUGUUCCUGGUGUCAGAUGCAUCGUGAGCUGAAGUUUCGCAAGAAAAACCCCACUGUUGUCAGCAUGCAGCCACAAGCCAUCUAACAUCUCCUCGAAAACCCACCAAAUGCAGGCUUUGUGACAUAUUCUCUCUUUUGCGGUUUAUGCUAAUUUGCUCAUUUCUAAAUAGAUGACCUACAUUAGUACGUAGUCAAAGUGAGACAAAUAAUAAUAAAAAAAAGAAUGACUUACCACAGUGGGAAAUGAUCAUCUAUACCAACUCUGGCAGUCAGGUCAUGGAUCAACUAUCUUGCAAUUGGUGAUUCCUCAGUCCUCACUCCCUCCAAUCCCUUAUUUGGGACUUUCUUCUUAAGUUUCUUGGCUUAGAAAUCGGAGAAAAUUAAUGUAUACAAAUAUCAUAUACAUACAAAAUAAGCCAUAAUACAAAAGCACUGACCUAUAUUAACAACUUAUAUAUGGUGUGUUAUUUUGUGGCCAUACUCAAUUAAAAAAAAAGGGCUCAGAUGUG
Messenger RNA from Nerophis lumbriciformis (worm pipefish), 971 nucleotides. RefSeq names its product cornifelin-like. NCBI's taxonomy places the organism in Eukaryota, Metazoa, Chordata, Actinopteri, Syngnathiformes, Syngnathidae. The record is from RefSeq and is a predicted model, not a curated record.